Molecule: messenger RNA, 261 nt
Organism: Funneliformis mosseae
Lineage: Eukaryota; Fungi; Glomeromycota; Glomeromycetes; Glomerales; Glomeraceae
Source: the annotation of a GenBank genome assembly
CUUUGGGCAAUAUUGGAAGUUUCAGAGCCUCAGAAACUAGAAUCAUCAGAUAAUCAGAUGAAGCAUUCACGUUCGAGUAUGAAUACGUCUACAGGUGAGAAAUAUUUUUGGUGUUUAUUAUUGCUUCCUCAACUAAUUCCUCAAAUAUUUACUUAUCUCUCGAAAUUUACGAUUGAGGACCGAGACAUUUACUCCCUCGAUAAUGUGCAAGAAUGUGAAGAUUUAGAAGUAAUAGUAGGGAGAGCUAGUGAUCAACUUUGA